AUGAUGAGAGAGGGGGGGAGGGGGGUUGAAGGGGAGGAGGGGGUCGGAAACAGACAGAGCCAUCUGGCCCCUGUGGCGCGUGCUGCGCGCGUGGUUCCCCAGAGUGCUGCGGCAUGUGACGGCUCUGUCCUGUCGGGGACACGGACAACCACACACCCUGAGAGACACACAACCAUGUCUCCAAAGAUGAGCUGUGAUGUGCUGCCGGCCUUUGAGCCAAACACUCUCUCGAAGAGGAAAGACGCGCUGGAAAUGAGAAAGACUCUCAAACCUCUGAUGGAAAAAAGAAGGCGCGCUCGAAUCAACGACAGCCUCAACCAUCUGAAAAACCUCAUCCUCCCGCUCACAGGCAGAGAUAAAAGCCGUUAUUCCAAACUGGAAAAAGCCGAUAUCCUUGAGAUGACUGUGAGAUUCCUCAGUGAGAUGCCUCCUGCCAACUCCAAAAGUAAGACAGAGAGCUACAAGGAGGGCUACAAAGCGUGUCUGCAGCGCGUCAGCUCCCUGCUCCCCAGGACCAGCCUGGACCAGAGCGCUUGCCAGCGCGUCAAUGACUUCGUGCAACAGUCCAUGUCCGCCAGCCUCACCCCCACCUGCCUGAACUGCUGCGGCCAAAGCUCCAGGAGCCUGCCCCAGCUCCAGCAGCGGCUCCAGAGCCUCAAGUCCAGCCUGAGCUCCAGAUCUCAACCUCAUUCCGCGGCCCCAGGGAGCGCGCAGCAGGCGGUGCACGGGCCCAUGUGGAGGCCCUGGUAG
Messenger RNA from Knipowitschia caucasica, 750 nucleotides. The record is from the annotation of a GenBank genome assembly. Lineage: Eukaryota; Metazoa; Chordata; Actinopteri; Gobiiformes; Gobiidae.